CAAAAUAUAAAAUGAUGUCCCAAUAUUUAGAAGAACUAGAACAGGAUCCCUUUGAUGUGGUAGCCUUUAUCGACCGUCUAACAUGGCGCACCAACAACGAAACUGGGAGUGAUGAAUUAAAUCCAGAAGCUUUACACGAUACCUUCGUCCAAACAAUCAAAGACUUAAAGAUUCUUCAAGAAAAACAGAGAAAGAAGCGUGAGGCUCUUGAGGAAACACUACGAGAAGAGCAACAGGCCUAUGCCCAAAGUCUACUCAAAUUGCAGGAACGCCAUCAGCUAGCUGUUGAAUGUUUUCAACAAUUGGACGAGAAAAUCAAUUCUGUAGCUGGAAAAAUUCUUCACAUCGGCGAACAACUCGAAAAUGUAAAUACUCCUCGAAGUCGAACUCUAGAAGCCCACAAGCUGCUCAAUCAUAUGUCAGAGUUUCUUGUAUCGGGUCCACUAGUUAGUGAGACUUUCACCGACCAAACUAAAUUACAUGAAGCUGCUGACAUCAUACAAAAACUAUACACCAUCGCUCAGGAUUUGCCAGAAGAAAAGUUUGGUGAGGCAAAGAAGAAAAUCGAAAAGAAAUACGACGAGAUUGAGCGGAAGUUGAUUGAAGAAUUUGCUACUGCCCAAAAAAGCGAGGACAUCGAGAAAAUGAAAACCAUAGCUAAUAUCUUGUCACAGUUCAAAGGCUAUGCUCAAUGUAUUGAUGCGUAUAUCGAACAAAGUCAAAUGACUCCCUACGGAGGUAAAGACAUCUACAUUGGAAUUCUGCCCUUAUGCAAGCACCACUACGAAAUUAUCAAAAAAGUGUUUGCUAAUCCUAAUCAAGUGAUGUCCAAGUUCAUUUUGAAUAUAUACCAAUUGAAGCUCUACCAAUAUGCUCAUACAAAAUUAGAAGACAAAAGAGAUGAAGAAAAGCAUCUUCGAACAUUAUAUGAGCUUUAUUCUAGAACAAUAAAGCUCUCAGCUGACCUCCAAGAAUUCAUGACAGAAGCCGAUGAUGAUCUCCUAAAUAAAUUGACUUCACACAUUUUUACCAAGCAUCUAGUUAACUACAUUGAAAUCGAAACGACUUUUCUUAAGAAGAAAUGCACAAUUGAACUCGAACGGUAUUACGCAAGUAAAAAGCAUCAAAAGAAGCAAUCGGAAAGAUUUCAGGAUCUUCGAAGAGACAUGCAAGCGCUAAUUGGAACGAGAGCAAAUAUAAAUAUUGCCCAGAUCGAGGACUAUGGUGGAGAGACAUUCCUUUCGGAGGAGUUGGCGAUAAAUUUGUUGCAGGAAGCAAAGGCUUCCCUGAAACGAUGUCGUCUGCUAUCCAAGGACACAGAUUUGCCAGCAAAUAUCCUCAAGCUUACCGAUAUUCUUUUGCGUUUUAUGAUGCAUGAACAUGUCAAUUAUGCCUUGGAACUGGGUCUACAAGCCAUUCCUUUGGGUGAGACUAAGGUUUUUCCUCAAAUUUACUUCUUCGAUGUUGUCCAAAAGAGCAACAUAAUUGUACAUCUCUUGGAAAAACUCUAUGCUGAAUGUGUAGUUCCAUGUAUAAUAAAUACCCCAAAAUACUCAGAUUAUAUAUUUAAGAAGCGUGUGAUGAUGGAACAAAUUGAGCAGAGACUUGACACAGGUUUAGAUCGGGCAAUGAACGCUGUCAUGAAUUGGGUUAAAAUCUACCUGCAAUCUGAACAAAAGAAAACCGAUUUUAAACCAGACGAAGAUGUGGAUACGCUAGCGUCCUCUGCAUGUGUUAGUGUUGUGCAAAACCUUCAGCCUACGAUUGCACAAUUGAAAAAAUGUGUAGACGGAGAGAACUUACAAAACGUCCUAACUGAAUUUGGAGUACGUUUGCACCGAGUUAUCUAUGACCAUUUGCUUACACUUCAAUUCAGUGCUGCGGGUGCAAUGUGCGCUAUCUGCGACGUAAACGAAUACAGGAAGUGUAUAAGAGAAUUGGAUAGUGCUUUGGUGACGCAGCUAUUCGACAUCAUGCAUGCUUUGUGUAAUUUACUGUUGGUGAAGCCCGAGAAUUUACUUGAAGUUUGCACUGGUGAAACUUUGAAUUACUUGGAUAAGUCGGUGGUGAGGCAAUUCAUUCAACUCAGAGGCGAUAUUAAGUACCUCAAAACAAAUACCACUUACUUAAAGGAAAUAAUGGAGUAAAUGGACAGAAAUUGUAGUCCAAUUAAUUUUUUUUGUUUAUAAGUAUGAAAUAAGUUUUUAUUAAUUUUGUUUAUUAUUAAGAAUAUUUCGAUUUAGCUAAUCCCAUGUAUUAAAUACAAUUUAAUAGA
Eupeodes corollae is the source of this 2275-nucleotide messenger RNA. RefSeq names its product exocyst complex component 5 (gene Sec10). NCBI's taxonomy places the organism in Eukaryota, Metazoa, Arthropoda, Insecta, Diptera, Syrphidae. Gene Ontology annotation, cellular component: exocyst; cytoplasm. The transcript is spliced from 7 exons. The record is from RefSeq and is a predicted model, not a curated record. Gene Ontology annotation, biological process: exocytosis; Golgi to plasma membrane transport. The coding region runs from base 12 to 2147 and encodes 711 amino acids.